Lasiosphaeria miniovina is the source of this 1792-nucleotide messenger RNA. RefSeq lists its product as uncharacterized. Gene Ontology annotation, biological process: regulation of transcription by RNA polymerase II. The transcript is spliced from 3 exons. NCBI's taxonomy places the organism in Eukaryota, Fungi, Ascomycota, Sordariomycetes, Sordariales, Lasiosphaeriaceae. Gene Ontology annotation, cellular component: transcription regulator complex; chromatin; PcG protein complex. Gene Ontology annotation, molecular function: RNA polymerase II cis-regulatory region sequence-specific DNA binding; DNA-binding transcription factor activity, RNA polymerase II-specific. The record is from RefSeq and is a predicted model, not a curated record. The coding region runs from base 100 to 1536 and encodes 478 amino acids.
AAGUACGCUCAUCGUGCACGUCCAACGUCCGCGACCCGUCCCGCAACGAUCACCCAGUCAGGAGCAUCAAAACACCACGAAACCAAAACACAAAGAGAAAUGGAACUCAUGGAGCUGGUCGAGAACGAACCCACGACGCGUCCUUUCCAGUGCGACUGGACGGCGUGUGGUAAGAGCUUCAACCGCAAGUCAGACUUGCAAAGACACUACCGGAUACACACCAACGAACGCCCGUACGCGUGCUCAACUUCAGGAUGUGGAAAGAGCUUCAUCCAGAGGAGUGCUCUGACAGUCCACAUCCGGACACACACUGGCGAGAAACCGCACCAAUGCCAACACAUGGGAUGCGGAAAGCGUUUCUCAGAUGUCCGUAUCUUUCCUCCUUCAGGGCCAAUAGCCUUUGACGCUCCCAGAUGGCCUGUACUGACUUCAGCGCAGUCUUCAAGUCUGGCGAGACAUCGUCGGAUCCACACGGGCAAGCGCCCAUAUAAAUGCGCCCAUGAUGGCUGCUUGAAGAGCUUUUGCAGGAAAACAACAAUGGUGAAGCACCAAAGACGGUCCCACCAGCGCGGAAUCCACUCGUCCGAAAUCGACGACUCCAUGUCAGAAACCGGGAGCGAGGACUCGCCGUCAACACCGAAGAGCCACAGCAUGCCAUGGCCACCACACAACGUGGCCAUGAUGGGCCACCACGGCCACGGCCACCAGAUCCACCGCGCCGCAUCCUUCGCCGACUUUGGCCAGCACAUGAACGGCUACAACUUGCAGCAGCAGUACGGCCAUAGGCAUAGCAUUUCGUCGAGCGCUGCACACGAGUAUCAUGGACACCCACACGCCCAAGCUCCCAUGCAUCCGCACGAGCAGCCCCAACAACACCAUCAGCAACAGCACCCCGGUGUGCCCAUGCUCCAGCGGACAGCCAGUCUGCCGCAGCACACCUACUUUGUGACGGAGCAGAACAACCCUGGGGUAGCAACUAUGAACCCCAACGCGCAUCCGGGAGCUGCACCAAUGCACCCUCAAUACCAGCAAAUUCCACGACAAGGCGUUGAGCGGCUGGGGCUGGAAAUGCCCCCAUUCCCGUCAGCUCAAGUCCUGAACGGCAGCAUCCAGAGCAGCCCCAGUAGCUUCUCGGCGGCGUCUGGGCGAAGUCCGUCCACUCAAGGCGGCUUCUACACGCACGCGCCGACGGCACAGGCAGCAACAUACGCGCUGCACGCCGCCAGCCCGGUCGAGCAACAAACUCCGCAGAUGGUCGCGUAUCAAGGCCAGAUGGCUCCGCAACCCCAGGCCAUGGCGCAGCCACCUCCCCAGCAGCCCACCUCGCAGCAGCAGCCAGCGCCAGAGCAGUACCAAGCGCAGCACGCGCAAGCCGAAGAACAGCAAUGGUACAAUGGCGUCGCAUACCAGCCACCUGUCGAAGUGACGACAAUCAACUCAAUAUCGGCGUAUCCCUCGUACGACCCGUGGGCGCCAAAGCUGGAGUUUGAAGACCCUGCCAUGGUCCUCCCCAGCGCUCGAAUCGAGAAUAUGUGAAGGAGUAGCUCGUAGCUCUUCUUCCACUUGCUCUGCCGCAUGAUUGUCUUUCCUGUUGCCACUAGUCAUCAUAAAUACCCCCUUUAGGCCUCGCCUGUGUACUAACGGUUCCUGUUUCUUGUCGUUUAUUUCAUCGUUUGAGUACCGGCGUUGUUAGCCGCUGUCGUCGACAGUUGGUUGGGGAAACGUGGUUGCAGAGCAGAGUUCCCCAAUUGGGCCCUACAGAACCAGUCGUCGUCUCUCUCUCUCCUCCGCC